AUGGUGAACCUACUCCGCUCCCUCUCGCUGCUGCUCUCAGCAGGCGUGGCCUAUGCGUCUCUCCAGAUCGUGCCCGGGGCGACGGUGACCGGUACCAACACCGGCGCUCACGUCCAGGCCCACGGCGCUGGUGUCAUCGAGGUCGACGGGACAUAUUACCUGAUCGGCGAGGACAAGACCACGGGCUCGGCGUUCCAGAACAUCAACUGCUACUCGUCCAAGGACCUCGUGUCGUGGACCUACGUCGGCGCGCUGCUGUCGCGCACGGCGUCGGGCGACCUGGGCCCCAGCCGCGUCGUCGAGAGGCCAAAGGUCAUCUACAACUCGUCCACCAAGAAGUACGUGCUCUACCUGCACAUCGACGACUCGUCGUACGGCGAGGCCAAGGUCGGCGUCGCGACCGGUGACUCGGUGUGCGGCACAUAUAAUUACCUGGGCAGCUGGCGGCCGCUCGGGUUCCAAUCGCGUGACAUUGGGCUGUUCCAGGAUGACGAUGGGAAGGCGUAUCUGCUGACGGAAGACCGUGCUAACGGCCUCCGGAUCGACGCGCUCACCUCGGACUACCUCAACGUUUCGUCCAGCGUCUACACUUUCGGCAGCUACGAGGCACCGGCGAUCGUGAAGAAAAACGGCUACUACUUCCUUUUCGCAUCCAAGCUGACAGGCUGGAAUGCAAACGACAACGUCUACACAUAUUCGACGAGCCUGUCGUCCGGGUGGUCGGCGUGGGCGACAUUUGCGACGGCAGGGAGCAACACGUACACGUCGCAGACCAACUACGUGCUGCCCGUGUCCAACAGCCUGACCAUGUACCUGGGCGACCGCUGGGUAUCGUCCAACCUGAUGGCGUCGACUUACGUGUGGCUGCCCCUGACGUUCUCGGGCACAACGGUGACCAUGGCGAACUACGUCAACUGGGUGCCCAACGUCGCGGGCGGGGGGGCGUGGACGGCGGGCCCGAGCGAGAGCCAGCCCGAGGGCGAGGCGGCGACGCUCACCAACGGCGCCAAGACGGUGACCUGCAGCGGGUGCAGCGGCGGCUCCGCGGCCGGGUACAUCGGCGGCAGCACGGGCGGCACUGUCACGUUCAGCGGGGUCGUGAGCAGCGCCGCGACGACGAGCUCGAUCCGCAUAAAGUACGAGAACGGCGACUCCUCCCAGCGGUACGCGGACGUGACGUGCAACGGGGUCAAGCAGAAGAUUGCGUUCCUGCCGACUGCCUCGGGCAACGGCGCGCCCGGGUCGAGCGUGGUUAACUGUGCCCUCAAGUCGGGCAGUGACAAUGUGGUUGUUAUCUCACAGACUGAUGGGACUUAUGGGCCUGAUGUGGACAGGAUCAUGGUGCCUGCAAGCUGA
This is a messenger RNA of Diaporthe amygdali, 1356 nucleotides long. Its product is annotated as galactan 1-3-beta-galactosidase. The transcript has 3 exons. NCBI's taxonomy places the organism in Eukaryota, Fungi, Ascomycota, Sordariomycetes, Diaporthales, Diaporthaceae. Gene Ontology annotation, biological process: carbohydrate metabolic process. The record is from RefSeq and is a predicted model, not a curated record. The coding region runs from base 1 to 1356 and encodes 451 amino acids. Gene Ontology annotation, molecular function: hydrolase activity, hydrolyzing O-glycosyl compounds.